Molecule: messenger RNA, 1842 nt
Organism: Pyricularia grisea
Lineage: Eukaryota; Fungi; Ascomycota; Sordariomycetes; Magnaporthales; Pyriculariaceae
Exons: 2
Coding region: 465-1724 (419 amino acids)
Cellular component (GO): cytoplasm; mitochondrial intermembrane space
Molecular function (GO): coproporphyrinogen oxidase activity
Source: RefSeq, a predicted model, not a curated record
CGAAAGCCUUUUUGUUCUUGGUAUUGUCGGGGAUCCACAUCUUCAAUGAAAUAAAAAAAGGCAAUUAAUUGUGGAGCUUCUCCAACUCAAUCCCAUGCCCGAGCUUUCCCGGGAAAACUGGCGUGAGGUUUUGCAAGUGGCAUGAUAGCUUGGCGACCUUGCUCUGCUACGGCCAACCAACUUGACAAUCACGCCGUGGCAGCAUUAAAGCUCACUCAAUUGAAUCUGCGUCGAACGAGAUUUGGACUUCUCACCUGCGGCGGGGGAAGUGGGCUUAUGUCCUCCAUGUCGCCAUUAACCUCGUGCCAUAUUUCUUGAUUGGGCUUCUUUCUUAAUUGUUUAUUGAUUUUUUUCUCUCUUUUUGUUGACCCUUGUCCUUCCGGGCGUGUACCAUUAUCUUUUUUUUUUAUCUGUAUAUCUCUGUACGUUGAGGGUUGUACAUAUUAUUUAAAAGGGCGCCCAUCAUGGCGUCCCCUUUUCGUCAAGCUGCCAGACUGCUCAGUCAGUCCAAGGCACACCCUCAACUUCACACCACCUCGUUUUCUUUUGUUGCGAAAACACCUAGGAUAUCCCAACGUGGUAUCACCACUGGCUUCAAGUCUUCUGGGGCUUCCGGUACAACUGCUACAUAUAUCCCCUGGGCUGCUGCAGGCCUUGUUGCUACGUCCCUGGGAGCAUACUGGUACAAGAUGACUGCAGAGGAGCCCAUACGGAUGGACCCUGCCUCGCUUGCUGAGCGUGACGCUCAGAUGAUGCGCGAGUCCGGCGUGACGGAGCAGUCCCCCAUGCGACUCCGGAUGGAGGAGUUCAUCAAGGAGCAGCAGCGUCUGAUUGUACAGGGCCUUGAGGAGGUCGACGGCAAAAAGUUCCGCAUCGACGAGUGGCAGCGUAAGGAGGGCGGUGGCGGCAUCACGUGCGUACUGCAAGACGGCAACGUCUUUGAGAAGGCCGGCGUCGGUGUUUCGGUCGUGUACGGAUCGCUCCCCAGGGCUGCCAUUGAGAAGAUGCGCGUCAACCACCGCAACAUCACCGGUGGAUCUGACACCAUCCCGGAAAAGCUUGACUUCUUCGCUGCUGGUCUGAGUCUCGUCGUGCACCCGAGCAACCCCAUGGCCCCGACGGUGCACUGCAACUAUCGCUACUUUGAGACGGCCUUCCCCGAUGGCACCUCAGGGGCGUGGUGGUUCGGCGGCGGCGCAGACCUGACGCCGUCGUACCUGUUCGACGAGGACGCCAUCCACUUCCACCGCACGCUCAAGGACGUGUGCGACAAGCACGACAAGGAAUACUUUCCCCGGUUCAAAAAGUGGUGCGACGAGUACUUCUUCAACAAGCACCGCGGCGAGUCGCGCGGAAUCGGCGGCAUUUUCUUUGACGACUUGGACGAGUCCGUUUCGGACAGGGACAACACGUUUGCUUUCGUCCAGGACGGUCUCCGUGCCUUCCUGCCCAGCUACAUCCCCAUAAUCAACCGGCGCAAGGACAUGCCCUUCACGCCAGAAGAGAAGGAGUGGCAGCAGCUCAGGCGCGGCAAGUACGUCGAGUUCAACCUGGUUCACGAUCGCGGUACCGCCUUUGGGCUCAACAGCCCCGGUGCCAGGGUCGAGAGCAUCCUCAUGAGCCUUCCCAGGACGGCCAGCUGGCAGUACAUGCACGAACCGGCUCCCAAGAGCCGCGAGGCUAGGUUGACGGAGAUUUUGAGGACUCCUAAGGAGUGGGUAUAGGGGAUGUGAAGCAGUGGGUGGUGUGUUGGUAGUUUGUCGAUGGAUGUAGUAACUCGAAUUGGGUCGUCGGGUACCUAGUGCUAGACAAAAUAUGGUAAAUUUUUACAUUUUGCACGUU